Aspergillus wentii DTO 134E9 is the source of this 1080-nucleotide messenger RNA. Its product is annotated as SDR family NAD(P)-dependent oxidoreductase. The coding region runs from base 1 to 1080 and encodes 359 amino acids. Gene Ontology annotation, molecular function: oxidoreductase activity, acting on the CH-OH group of donors, NAD or NADP as acceptor. Lineage: Eukaryota; Fungi; Ascomycota; Eurotiomycetes; Eurotiales; Aspergillaceae. The transcript has 5 exons. The record is from RefSeq and is a predicted model, not a curated record.
AUGCCUCUACCUCAGAUUCUAGUUGGCAAGGUCACUGCCAUUACAGGUGGCUUGACUGGAAUUGGAAGGGCCAUUGCUCUCGAAUACCUCCGUCAUGGUGCCAAAGUAGCAAUUAACCACCUCGGGGGUCCCAAUGAAGAAGCACAACUGGAUGCCAUGAAGAAUGAAGUGGCCAGUAUCACUGGCACGGAGGAGAAGAGAUUCAUCGCGGUUGCGGGAGACGUCACGCAUCCCGAAACUGGGAAGGAGUUUGUCGCAAAGACUGUAGAAGCCUUUGGACGGCUAGACGUUUUUGUGAGCAAUGCUGGUGUGUGUAAAUUUGCGGAAUUCCUGGAGGUUGAUCCUCCACUUCUCGGUCACACGGUAUCAACCAACCUCUCUGGUGCUUUCUUGGCAACUCAAGCCGCAGCACGGCAGAUGGCACUUGUCCAGUCCCCUCCAGGUGGAUCUAUCAUUGGAAUCAGCUCUAUAUCCGCUCUCGUCGGCGGUGGUGAGCAAGCACACUACACGCCCACCAAGGCCGGGGUACUCAGUCUGAUGCAAUCGUGUGCGGUGGCUCUGGGGAAAUAUGGAAUCCGGUGCAAUGCUCUAUUGCCUGGAACAAUCCGGACGCAGUUGAACGAUGCCGACAUGCGUGAUCCAAGCAAGAGGGAGUACAUGGAAGGGCGAAUUCCCUUGGGAAGAUUGGGACAACCGCCGGAUCUUGCAGGGCCGGCAGUCUUUCUGGCGUGUGAUGAGUUGAGCGGAUAUGUGUCUGGGGCACAACUACUCGUGGAUGGAGGUCUCUUCGCUUUGACUGCAACCGAACCCCAAACUCCCUUCCUUUGCUCAUCGUUCAGUCCUCGUCUAUCCAACACAAUCUCGACCAUAUUUCUCCAAUGCCUCCAGGACGCGUCAUUUCCUCCCCCUCCCAUAUUACAGACAGGCCAGUCAGAUCCAAACAUCACUCGUUCUGGAGUAAAAGCAUCAAACACGGCAUCCGUCCAAGGCUGGAUUCUAUCGACUAGAGCAGAGAUAUCUGGUUCGGGAGAUGCAGAAAGUGUUGGGAGCUCUGAGAACCCGCCAGAAAGCUUCAUGUAA